This is a messenger RNA of Lathyrus sativus (Indian pea), 1671 nucleotides long. NCBI's taxonomy places the organism in Eukaryota, Viridiplantae, Streptophyta, Magnoliopsida, Fabales, Fabaceae. The record is from the annotation of a GenBank genome assembly.
AUGGCGAAAAACUGCUUCGACCUCAAAACGAUGACGUAUUCCUCACCAAGACAACCCAUCCACCUUCCCACUGAUCCUAAUCUCUCCCUAACCUCCUUCCUCUUUCAAUCCACUUCCUCCGUCCCCGAUACCGUCGCCCUUGCGGAUGCUCAAACCGGCGACUCACUAACCUUCCGCCAACUUGAAACCCAAGUCACUGCCGUCUCCCGCUCCUUACUUCGCCUCGGCAUCCAACGAGGCGACGUUGUUUUGCUAUUUGCACCUAACUCGAUACGCUUCCCUGUCUGCUUCCUAGCUAUAGUUUCCAUCGGUGCUAUUGCCACCACAUGUAGUCCUUUAUACACCGUCUCCGAACUCUCCAAGCAAAUCCAAGACUCCAAUCCCAAACUCGUCUUUACCGUAUUGGAGCUUCUACACAAAAUCGAACCAUUACCCUUGAAUUUACCUGCAAUAUUGCUUGACGAUACUUCAAGCAGAAUAUUUUCCUCGAAUAUAUUCAGUUCUUUGGUUUGGGACUAUGAGGAUAUUAUCGGAGUGUCGAACGAGAGCUCCGACGAGCUUCCGGCAAAUGGUAUCGUUUCGCAAUCCGACGUGGCAGCGAUUCUUUACUCUUCAGGAACCACGGGGAGAAGUAAGGGAGUAAUGCUGACUCACCGGAACUUCAUAGCAACGGCAGUGGCAGGAACGGCGGAUCAGGUUUUUUAUGGUGAGAGGAACAAUGUGUUCUUAUGUCUGGUGCCAAUGCACCAUGUGAUGGGAUUGGGAGUGAUAACGUACACGCAGCUGCGGAGAGGGAAUACGGUGGUGAUGAUGAGUAAAUUUGAUCUGGAGAAGACUUUGGCAGUUGUGGAGAAGUUUAGGGUGACGCAUUUGUAUGUUCCUCCAACGGUGCUGGUGGAGCUGGUCAAUCAGCGUCACAUUGUGAACGGUUAUGACUUGUCGUCGAUGAAACAACUCGCUGGAGGUGCUGCUCCUGUAGGGAAAGAUUUGAUGCAAGAGUGUGCUAAGAUUCUACCCCAAAUUGAAAUCAUUCAGGGGUAUGGCAUGACUGAAGCAUGUGGACUUAUUUCUAUGGAAAAUCCAAACGAAGAAGGGUUCCUUUCUGGUUUAGGUUCAACUGGGACACUGCUUCCUAGUUUUGAAUCCCAAAUAGUUAGUUUGGAAACAUCUAAACCCCUACCACCAAAUCAAGUAGGAGAGAUUUGGUUACGAGGAUCUACUAUGAUGAAAGGAUACUUCAACAAUCCAGAAGCAACAAAACAGACAAUUAAUGACGAGGGUUGGAUGAUUACUGGAGAUCUUGGAUAUUUUGACGAAAAGGGACAACUGUUCGUAGUGGAUCGUAUAAAAGAGCUCAUCAAAUGUAGCGGGUAUCAAGUGGCUCCAGCUGAACUUGAAGACUUAUUGAUUUCUCAUCCUGAAAUUUCUGAUGCUGGGGUGAUCCCAUCCCCUGAUGCCAAAGCUGGUGAGGUUCCAGUGGCUUUCGUUGUUCGCUCACCCAAUAGCUCGAUAACCAAAGAAGACAUUCUGAAGUUUGUAGCAAAACAGGUUGCACCAUACAAAAGGUUGCGGCGAGUGACUUUUAUAGACAAGAUUCCAAAGUCACCCACUGGAAAGAUCUUAAGAAAGGAUCUUGUAAUUUUGGAUAGACAGUUGAUAUCAAAGCUAUAA